Molecule: messenger RNA, 1309 nt
Organism: Callorhinchus milii (elephant shark)
Lineage: Eukaryota; Metazoa; Chordata; Chondrichthyes; Chimaeriformes; Callorhinchidae
Product: TNFAIP3-interacting protein 3
Exons: 7
Coding region: 93-1295 (400 amino acids)
Biological process (GO): cellular response to lipopolysaccharide; regulation of transcription by RNA polymerase II
Source: RefSeq, a predicted model, not a curated record
UAAGUAAGUCGAAAAGAAAUACAGCGACAGGGAAGUGGUGCAUGCACUGAAUUCGGGGCUCGCUGGAACUUUAACACUGUGCGACUGCAAGAAUGGAAGCCAAGGGUGUUCUGGCGUCUCACUCCACUCAAUUGGCCGAGUUACAGGCAACCUUGGGAGCAGCAUUUAAGCUUCAGCAAGAAGAUAGGAGCAAGAACACAGAGACAUCUGAAGAUGGUUUUGUAUAUACUGGAAGCAUCAUCUCAGGAACACGAAACGAGCUGUUUCAGAUGAUCCAAAAUGGGAACGGGUUUGAAGAGGAGGAGAACACUGUCAUCACAGAUAGCAUGAGCGUCACCACGGCAGAUGAGGAGAAGGUCCAGCUCCUGAACAGGAACACGGACCUCCGACGCGUGAACAAAGAGCUGGUGAAACUCAACCAGGAAUGGGAUCAUGUCCACCGAUUGAUGACAAUAGGAAUGCAGCAAAGGCUGUCAGUGCUGCAGGAGGAAGUCUCAGAUAGCAACAAGCACGCCAAGACCCUGUCCAAAAAACUGGACAAUGAAGAGCGCAAAAGGGAGUAUUACGAACAGUCACUAAUCCAAGAGAUGAAGAAGAACCAGCAGCUUCAGGGCUACAUCCGGGAACUGGAGAAUGAAUUACACAGCAUGAGAGAGAGGGUCCGGGGGCCGCUGGAGGAGCCAUGGAGGCUUGGCCAGAGCAGCGAAGAUUCAGCCAUCGUCUAUCACCACCCGAGGACAGAUUAUGAAGAGGAGACAACUCGAUCAGCAAAUGCUCUGGGAAUAGGGGAGAAGACAAGAGAACACAGUCAGUCCAAGCGAUCGAAACCUGAGGCAGCGCACCCCACAGCAAGCAACAAAAUCUCCCCGCAAGAGUUUAAGGAUCUGCGAGACCAAGUGGCUGCCCUCAGAUGUCAGACAAAGCUCUACGAGGCCGAUUACAAGACGGAACGCAAAGACCGUCAGCGCACACAGGCUGAGAACGAAAAGCUGAAGAAGAAAACGGAAGAUUUGGGAUUGCAGAUGAACCUUCUCCAGGAGCAGGUCAAAAUAUACGAAGACGAUUUCAAGCGGGAACGAUCGGACAAGCAAAUUCUCCAGCGUCUCCUGAAGAGCAAGGCAGAGCCGAAGAGCCUGUGCUGGUCCACAGGUGUAACAACACCCACCAGAAAUCUCCGGAGACCAGAAGAGGCCAGUGCACUCACUGCCUGGAGCGCUCCAUACACAAACACACAGAGUGCUCAAAGCAUCGUCGACUCCGAGAUGCCAAUAUCCAGGAGCAAUCCUAUACUUUAGACUACCGAUAAAAG